GCCGGUGGGGAGGCAGCGGCCCAGUGCCGGCGGGGUGGGAUGCUGGGGAGGCUGCUGGGGCGCAGCCCCGGGCUGUGGCGGCCGGUGGCUUGGCCAGUCCUGCACCCCACCAGAGCCGUCGGCAACAAAGCAAAGGGCGCUCAGGAUGCAGCUUUGCAGGCGGCUAAUCCAGGUUACAAAGCUUUCAAAAAUGACAGAAGGCCUACAAAUUUUGAUAAAAAGGUGUUAGUAUGGGCAGGACGCUUUAAAAAGGAGGAGGACAUUCCCAAGCACAUAUCGUCUGAGGUCCUCGACGCAGCAAGGAGCAGCGUUAGGAUAAAGGUUUGCUACAUCAUGAUUGCACUGACCUUGCUGGGCUGUUUGGCCAUGGUAAUCACAGGCAAAGAAGCUGCUAAAAGGGAUCACACGCUGCUGAGGUUGAACACAGAAAAGAAGGCCCAAUGGAGGGCUGAAGUGGAGAAAGAUGAAGAGGCAGCUGCUGGGAAGCCACAAUGA
Molecule: messenger RNA, 495 nt
Organism: Fulmarus glacialis (Northern fulmar)
Lineage: Eukaryota; Metazoa; Chordata; Aves; Procellariiformes; Procellariidae
Product: protein FAM162B-like
Exons: 4
Biological process (GO): neuron apoptotic process; positive regulation of release of cytochrome c from mitochondria; cellular response to hypoxia
Cellular component (GO): mitochondrion
Source: RefSeq, a predicted model, not a curated record